This is a messenger RNA of Rosa chinensis, 1895 nucleotides long. RefSeq names its product N-acetyl-alpha-D-glucosaminyl L-malate synthase. The record is from RefSeq and is a predicted model, not a curated record. The coding region runs from base 394 to 1860 and encodes 488 amino acids. NCBI's taxonomy places the organism in Eukaryota, Viridiplantae, Streptophyta, Magnoliopsida, Rosales, Rosaceae. The transcript has 2 exons.
UAUCGAUGAACCUUAUCCAACCUCUAUCAGUUAAUGGAUCCAUUAAGCUUUGGUUCAUUGCUAAAAAAUCAGGAAAUGGACAAAUGUUCAAGCUUAAUAUAUGAAUAAUGUAAUUUUGUAUCCUGGGAAUAUCAAGAUAUAGGUAGCAUAGCUUAAGAACAAAGUAAUGUCAUUUUUGGUCAUCUGAUAAAUCUAUAGAUAGUGGUCUUGGGUUGCAAAACUGUAAUCAAGAGAGCACAUCUAGGCAUGAUUCCACGGUCUGGUUUACAUUUCGACCAUAUAACUAUCAGAUAAUUAAUUUCCAAUCGGAAUGCUCAUAGGUUCUAGAUCCUCGAGUCAAGUUAAAUUAUUUAGUCAACGGAAGUAGCUUCUCGAGCAAGAUCUCCUUCUUCAAUGGCAAAGGAGCCAGUUGCUGGAUUUAGCUUCCGCCGUCUUUGCUCCAUUGUCUCGGUGCUGUGUGCAUGGUCCUCCAUCUCAUUCAUUUACUGGUGCCAUCGUUAUGGUCCCUGCUAUUCUCUGUACCAAAAAAUGGAGCAGAAGCAAAGCCAGAUCAGUGAACUUCUUUCAUUCCCUUCUGCCUGGAAUCAGCUCGCUUUUUCCUCAAAUCCGCCCCCAAAACUCCUCAAAAUUGCUCUAUUCGUCAAGAAAUGGCCCCAUAGAUCUCAAGCAGGUGGGCUUGAACGCCAUGCUUUGACCCUCCACCUUGCACUUGCCAAAAGAGGUCAUGAACUUCACAUCUUCACCACUUCUCCUUCAAAUUCCUCCUUCCCAAGGUACCCAUUGAACAAUUUAUGCUUUCACCUCUCAAAACCAACAGCUUCUGGGUAUCUGGACCAAGCUCUAGUUUGGAAGCUAUUUCAAACUCAAAACUCAACUGGAAGACCUUUUGAUGUGAUACACACAGAAAGUGUCGGUCUCUUGCAUACUCGAUCACGCAAUCAGACAAAUCUAGCUGUUACUUGGCAUGGGAUUGCAUAUGAAACUAUCCAUUCUGACAUCAUACAAGAACUUCUUCGGAGCCCUGAAGAACCACAGGGGUAUGCAUUGGCUGAAAGAGUUACCAAGGUUGUAGAAGAGGUGAGGUUCUUCCCCAGUUACGCUCACCAUGUUGCUACCAGUGACCAUGUGGGCGAUGUACUUAAGAGGAUUUACAUGAUCCCAGAUGAACGUGUACAUGUUAUUCUUAAUGGUGUUGAUGAGGAGGUUUUCAAGCCAGACAUUGUCAAAGGGAAGGAUUUCAAGAAAAAGUUUGGGGUGCCUGAAUCCAAGACGUUGGUUUUAGGAAUGGCUGGGAGGUUGGUGAAGGAUAAAGGACAUCCGCUGAUGUUUGAGGCUUUGAAACAAAUGCUCAGUGAAAAUGAAGCAUUCAGGCAGAGUGUUGUCGUUCUAGUUGCUGGCAAUGGUCCUUGGGGAGCUAGGUACAGAGAUCUUGGAUCUAAUGUACUUGUUUUAGGGCCACUAGAACAAGCUCAGCUUGCUGACUUCUACAAUGCAAUAGAUAUAUUCGUGAACCCAACCCUUCGUGCUCAGGGAUUGGAUCAUACUUUGUUGGAAGCAAUGCUGUCUGGUAAGCCAGUAAUGGCAACAAGACUUGCAAGCAUUACAGGCUCUGUGGUUGUUGGAAGAGAAGUCGGUUAUACAUUUUCGCCGACAAUAGCUUCAUUAAAGAAGACCCUCUAUAGAGUUUGGGAUGAUGGCAGAGGAGAUCUAAAGCAGAAAGGUCAGGCAGCAAAGCAAAGAGGCUUGCAAUUGUUCACUGCUACCAAAAUGGCAGCUGCUUAUGAAAGGCUAUUCCUUUGUUUAUCCAAUGAUGAAAAAAAUGGGGAAAAUUUCUGUCAAUAUCAAACUCCAUUACACUAAUUUAGGGGUCAUUCAGAGCUAUCGUUUUUGAUUCA